This is a messenger RNA of Gilbertella persicaria, 1309 nucleotides long. RefSeq names its product tetraspanin Tsp2. The record is from RefSeq and is a predicted model, not a curated record. Gene Ontology annotation, cellular component: membrane. NCBI's taxonomy places the organism in Eukaryota, Fungi, Mucoromycota, Mucoromycetes, Mucorales, Choanephoraceae. The transcript has 4 exons. The coding region runs from base 94 to 1077 and encodes 327 amino acids.
GGCCUUUCUUUUUGGUUCCUGAACAUGGACUAAAAAUAUAUAUAUAUAUAUUUCUUUUUUCUUUUCUUUUUUCCUUUUAUCUUUAUCUUCUUUAUGAAAUCUUCUAAACAAGACCAUCUAUAUACAGUUCAAUCAAGUGAAGCUAGUUCUUCUGUCUCCCUUCAAGAGAUACCUCGUCCUCAUUUUUUACAACCCCAUUCAUUUGAAUCUCAACACACUGAUUUACCAGAACCAGUUUUACCAUGGAUGAAAUCAGAAUCGCGUCAAUCUCUUGGAUCUCAACGGUCAAGUGUGGAUGCAUCCAGCCUACAUAUCAUGAAACGACAUAUGCCUGAUCCUGCUAUUAAGAAAAAGCAACGAUGGACGAAACAUAAAUGGUGGUUAUUGCUGUCGAAUACACUGCUGUUCUGCUAUGGUCUAGGGAUUUUAUUAUUAGCCCUCUUGACUUAUUUUAAAUUCUAUCUUCGUGCAGAUGUAGUCAUUGUAGGCGAACGCAUGAUUCUGAAUUUGAUUUUGGCUACAGGCGUCAUUUGUUUAUUUACGUCUGUCUUGGGCUAUGUAGGCAUCAUGCUGAAUAACCGUGCCAUCUUGACUUUUUACAAUUUAUUUCUCUGGCCUUGUUUUGGUAUGGUUGCUGCUAUUGGUUACUCUGCUUAUCGUAAAAACAAAUGGAACAUUGAAGGCAAACUCUCUUAUCAAUGGCAUUAUGAUCUUGACUCAGAUGCCCGUGCACGCAUUCAAGCCAAUCUUCAUUGUUGUGGCUAUAAAAGCUUUACAGACUAUCAUGAACGAUCCAACAAAUGUUUCCCUCGUACACUUUUACCUGGCUGUAAAUUCAAAUACCAAACAUUCACAAAAGAAGCCCUGACGAUGACUUGGAUUGUCGCCUUUAGUAUGAUUCCUGUUCAUCUGUUUGUCUUGUUUUCUGCUCUCUUGUGUUCUAAUCAUAUCAACCGUAAAUUCGGUAAAGGAUUGCCUCCCAAAAUUUAUCGCUUAGAUUAUCAAGGUAUUGUGGCUGGUACGCCUACAGGAAGUUCAUUGAAUCUCUAUCGAGAUGGAUUACAACAAAGACAUUAAAAAAAUAUAUAUAUAUAUUUAUUAUGAUGAUGAUGAUGAUAAUGAAGUCUCUUUCUGUUGUAAUGUAGUAGCAGCAGCAAUAGCAUUUGUAGCAGCCACUGCAGCAGUAGGUGGAAUACUUCCUUCUUCUUCUUCUUCUUUCUCUUUUUCUUCUUUUUCUUCUGCUUCUUUUUCUUCUUUUUCCUCUUUCUUGUUUUCUUUUUUCUUGUCUUCUUCUUGUUGUUGUUGUUCA